Molecule: messenger RNA, 3812 nt
Organism: Sipha flava (yellow sugarcane aphid)
Lineage: Eukaryota; Metazoa; Arthropoda; Insecta; Hemiptera; Aphididae
Gene: Oseg4
Product: WD repeat-containing protein 35
Exons: 22
Coding region: 141-3626 (1161 amino acids)
Biological process (GO): non-motile cilium assembly; protein localization to cilium; intraciliary retrograde transport
Cellular component (GO): intraciliary transport particle A; non-motile cilium
Molecular function (GO): protein binding
Source: RefSeq, a predicted model, not a curated record
UGAUAACUCUUAUCGACAUCGACCGGUUCCCAAACAAGAACAACGUACCGAGGAUUAUUUAAAAAAAAAACGUCUGCAAGACACGAAAAAUUAUGGUGUACGUUUGAAAUCGUCGAAGAACGUUUGCGAUUUAUUUCACCAUGCUCAUAUACUUAAGCAAAAAAAUCGCUAUACCGAACAACACGAAAAUCAAUUGCCUCGAAUGGAAUUCGAGUCAAGAUUGUAUUGCAGUUGGUGGAGAUGAUGGCCUUUUGAAAAUAUUGAAAAUCGAUUCCGGAAACUCGGCAGAUGGUAAGCCUAAAGGAUUGGCAGGACAAGCCAACUUGUCGAUAAAUAAAACACUCGAAGGACAUUCUGGUAGUGUAUUAGCCAUUGUUUGGAAUGAAAAACACAAUAAACUAACAUCAAGCGAUGAAAACGGCUUAAUCAUUGUUUGGACUUUGUAUAAAGGAACAUGGCAAGAAGAAAUGAUCAACAAUCGUAAUAAAUCUAUUGUUAAAGGUAUGGCAUGGAAUGGUGAUGGUGAAAAAAUUUGUAUUGUCUAUGAAGAUGGCGCUGUUAUUGUUGGUUCAGUUGAAGGUAGUCGAAUCUGGGGCAAAGAAUUGAAAAAGUUGAUGUUGACCGGUGUCCAGUGGUCUCCAAAUUCAAAAUUUCUUUUGUUUACCAUUAAAACUGGUGAAGUUCAUUUAUAUGACAGCGAUGGAAAUUUUGUAUCUAAAUUAGGUAUUGCAUGUCUACCAAUAUCUUCAAAUAAUGCGGUGAUUUCUGCUUGUCAUUGGCUCGGCAGAGAUAUGAAAGGCUCCCCACAAUUAGCCAUAGCGUACAAAUCAAGCCAUGUGCAGUUGAUGAGAGAUCAAUAUGAUAUGAAUCCAGUGGUUUUUGAGUGUGACAUGUCAAUAGUGGCUAUCAAAUGGAAUCAUAACGGCAAUGUACUGGCAUUAGUUGGUUCGUUAGUAGUGGAUGGAGAUGUUAAAGAGUCCAAUGUUCUGGAACUAUAUUCUCCUUUUGGUGAACAUUUGAGAACUCUAAGAAUUCCUGGAUUCAUGGUCUCUGCUUGUUGUUGGGAAAGCACAUCUUUACGUAUCACUCUAGCCAUUGAUAGUUUUGUUUAUUUUGCCAAUGUACGAUAUGAUUACCCAUGGUGUUACUUUGCUGGCACUAUUGUUUAUGCAUAUAGAAAUUAUGAAGAAUCUGUUACAGAUAUAACAUUUUGGAAUAUUAAGAAAAAUGAAUUUUAUCACACAAAAUAUGAUUCUUUGCUAUGUAUGGAUGCUUAUAAAGAUUAUUGUGUUCUUGCUGUACGGAAUAAUAAUGAUCCAUCUAAACCCUGUAGUCUCAUUAUAUGCAACAAUAUCAAUACUACAGUUGAUUCAAAACAUAUCAAUUUUGAACCAAUAUGGAUUGCAAUUAAUGGUACUCAUGUGAUUGUUUCAUCAUUUACAAGUUUUAUGAUUUGGCAAUACUCUGUUCCAAAAUCACUUUCUGCAUCCAUACUUAACACUAAACGUAAGAAAGUUAAAAUGAUUCAUAUUGACGAUACACCUUCUGGAAUUGAUGAACUCACACAAGAAUCAUCAGAUUUCAAAAGCUUAUCUUUCCAAAAGGAAACUAAGGAUCGUAUAACUUGUAUAACAGCUAGUGAUCAAUAUCUAUUUAUUGGCAGAGAAAGUGGUGCUUUGCAAAAAUACUCAUUGCCACAGGUGGCUUUAGUGGAAAGAAAAAUUUUAGCAUAUAAACCCUAUAAAUUGGCAUUAAAUUCUAAUUCUAAACGAUUGGCUGUAAUUGAUUCAACUGGUAUAUUGACACUUUUAGACAUCUCUGAAGAUAAUUUAGUUUCUGGAUCAACUAGUUCUGAAGUUCCAAAUUCUUUUCAAAGGAGAGAUGUAUGGACUAUGAAGUGGGCAUCUGAUGAUCCUGAACUUUUAGCAAUCAUGGAGAAGACACGAAUGUAUGUCAUAAGAGGAUUUCAUCCUGAAGAACCUAUUAGCACUUCAGCUUAUAUUGCUUCAUUUGAAAAUUUAGAAAUUCAAGCUGUUAUGCUUGAUGAAAUUAUCCAGUCUCCUGAUAACCCAUCUCUUGAUUAUAUUAUUACUUUGGAAACUAAAUCGUUAAGGGACACAAGACAGUUAUUAGAAAAAGUCAGUAUUACUGAAGCAAUCAAAUUUAUCAAUGAUAAUCCACAUCCAAGACUUUCGAAGUUAUUAGCUGAAGCAUCAUUACAAGCUUUAGAUCUUACAACAAGUGAAACAGCAUUUGUUCAGUGUCAAGAUUAUCAUGGUAUAAAAUUAGUAAAACAGUUGGGCAACAUACAUGAUGUUCAAUUAAAACAUGCUGAAGUAGCUGUAUAUUUUGGAGAUUAUGCAAAAGCUGAGAAAUUAUAUAUUGAAGCCGAUCGAAAAGAUUUAGCCGUUAUUCUAUAUCAAAAACUUGGAAAUUGGUUUAAAGUUGUAGAGCUGUUAAAAUCAAGUUCUUCGCUAGUCGGAAUAUCUGGCCUCACAAUGAAUUUGGCAUGGCAAGGAAUCGGUGAUCAUUUCCUAGACAAUCAACAAUGGGACUUAGCAGUUGAAUACUACAAGAAAGCUGAUAACCCAGAAAAGCUUGUUGAGUGUUAUAUAAUGCUUAAGGACUAUGAGUCAUUAGCAUCCCUCGCCAAAAGUUUACCAGAAAAUCAUCCGUUAUUAGAAACUAUUUCUGUGUUUUUCAUCAAUAGUGGAAUGGUCGAAGAUGAUUCUUCAAACCAAAAUUUUUCCAAACGGAUGUUGACGACCAUUGAAAUUGACACUAGUAAAAUAAAUGAACACAUAAACAAUUUGAAUAAUUCAAACCGAGAUCAAUGGCUAGAAAAUGUGAAAGGCUUGUUGACAGUGGUUUCCAAGUGCAUAAAUGGGGAACGAUACAUGGAGGCUGCCCAAUUAAUAUUUGCUAUUGUUUGUCAAGAAAUUAAAUCAGAUAUACAACCAAACAUCAUACGACAGUUAUCUACAGCAGGUGCUCUAUUAAUUGAAGAGUACAAAGAUAGAAACGUCAAAUCCACUUUGUCAGAUGUCGAUGAAGUGGUAAUUAACGAUUUCAAAGCCAUACCAUUUAAAUCCCGUGCCGAAAUUAUAGCAAACAGUUGGCGUAUUGUAGAAUCUAUACAUUUUUUAAUACUUGCCCAAAAACAACUUUACAAUGGAGACUUUCGUUUAGCCCUGUGGACAUCGUUAACUCUUCGCAACUAUGAAGACUUAUUGAACAAUGAACAGGUGUAUUCAAUUAUAGCAUUAGCGGCAAUAGCAAACAGUUCAUUCAAUAUUGCAUCUAGAGCUUUUAUGAAACUUGAAACCAUUGCCACGAAAAAAAAUUAUAGUCAAUUGUCGUUGAUUAUAUUUAGCAAAUAUCCUCCUAAGGAUGAUGUGACAUUAUCUAUUCAAUGUUAUAGCUGUUUGAAUAAUUUUCCUGCUUGGUCGUUGAAGUGUCCACAAUGUAAAACCAAACCAGAAGCAAAUAUUGUUUCGGGUCAACCACUGACUGAUAUCAAAUCGGUUUGGUGUUGUAGACAAUGCAAACGUAAUGCAACAACUACAGACAUGGAACCAUUAAAUUACUGUCCUCUGUGUAGAAAAGAGGUCAUUCUUACCUUUUGAAUUGUUUUACAUAUUUAUAUAUUAGAUUUUUUCAUUGUGCACAUGACACUUUUGAAUGAUUUUUAUAUUCAUUCUAAUUAAAUGCAUUCCGUCCAGUAUAAAACUAAUACGCACUACUAUAAGACUGAACAAUAUUUAUUUGUGAAUUAAAUAUAUUAAUUCAAUAAACAAUAAUAAUAAUAUUUA